This is a messenger RNA of Daphnia carinata, 1594 nucleotides long. RefSeq names its product proton-coupled amino acid transporter-like protein CG1139. Gene Ontology annotation, molecular function: amino acid transmembrane transporter activity. Lineage: Eukaryota; Metazoa; Arthropoda; Branchiopoda; Diplostraca; Daphniidae. The record is from RefSeq and is a predicted model, not a curated record. The coding region runs from base 119 to 1516 and encodes 465 amino acids. Gene Ontology annotation, biological process: amino acid transmembrane transport. Gene Ontology annotation, cellular component: vacuolar membrane. The transcript has 11 exons.
AGUCUCACUCAGUCUUCAAUCAUCUUCCUCAUGUAAUACGGGAUAGCCGGAUCGAAUCCCAUCCAAAAAGCCCGGUGUACAACAUACUAGCAGAAAAUUAAGGAAUUUGUUUGACGAGAUGGACGAAAAAUUAGACGGCGAAGUGAGUGGCCACGCAAUGGCGACAACAAUUGCAUUGGAAGAUUUAUCGACAGACAAAGCCAAUGAUAAACGAGAGAGCCUUGAAUCAAACGAUGCCGCCACUAAGGUAGCUGCUACAUCCGGAGAGCUAACCUUUAAACCUAUUUCGAACUUUGAGACCAUGAUUCAUUUCCUGAAAGGUAACAUUGGUACAGGCAUCUUUUCCAUGCCUUCGGCCUUCAAAAAUUCAGGCCUGUGGGUCGGAACUGCUUUACUUCCGAUUUUUGCUAUUAUUUGCACUCACUGUAUGCAGAUGUUGGUAAAAUCAGCAUCUGUUAUGAAAAAGAGAGAAGGCGAUUUUUCUGUUUCAUAUGCAGGUGUAGCGGAAAGCGUUUGUCGUACCGGCCAAAAAAAAUACGCUAAAUUUGGAGAAGCCUUUGGCAUAACGGUGAAUGUUUUCAUUUGCCUCACGAAUUUUGGAGCCUGCGUUGUAUACAUCGUCUUCACAGGUACAAAUAUGUGGGAGGUGGUGGAAUAUUACACAGGCUUGGGAUGGGACGUGCGCAUAUACAUGUGUUUUAUGACCAUUCCAAUUAUAUUCAUCACAUGGAUCCGCAAUCUUAAGCUUUUGGCACCCGUGUCGGUGGUGGCCGGAAUUGUGCAAUUGGCCAGCAUCAUCGUCGUCUUCUAUUACAUAUUCCAAGAUCCUUUGCCACCAGUUAGCUCUGUGCCAGCUUUCGGGAACUGGUCACGUCUGCCCUUGUUUUUCGGUACGGCCGUCUUUGCGUUUGAAGGCAUUCCAUUGGUAUUACCCAUCCAGAAAGAAAUGGGCCGCCCGUGGGAUUUCAAAGGUUGGACUGGAAUCCUUAACACUGGAAUGGUUUUAAUUACUGUAAUCUACGUUUCUAUGGGUUUCUAUGGUUACUUAUCGUUUGGGGAUGAAAUCGGUGGGAGCAUUACACAAAAUUUACCAAAAGACGAUGUGUUAGCUCAAGUGGUUAAAAUCUUGUUAGUCAUGGCUAUUUUUGGGAAUUAUGCUAUGGCAUUUUACGUUCCCAUUUCCAUCAUAUGGCCACCUUUAUCGAAACAUGCAGCCCGGUAUACCAGCAAUCUGUUUGCCGCUGAAUUAAUGUUUCGCACAUUCAUGGUCCUUGUUACCUUACUUCUGGCUGUAGCGAUUCCCAAAAUUGACUUGGUUAUUUCGCUUGUUGGAGCAGUUAGCGGAACGUUUUUGGCACUCAUUUUCCCACCGAUGCUAGAAUACAUUACGUACGCACCUAACGUCAGUAAAUUAAACCUCACCAAACAAAUCGCCAUCCUCAUCUUUGGAGCCAUUUCAUUCGCCACCGGGACCUAUUGCGCUGUUUUAGCCAUCGUGCAAGAAUUUAGCGAUUAACGCUUGUUAAUUGAUUUUACUUUGCACGUAAGAAAAUUGAAGCCGAAAAAAAAAAUAAACGAAAGAAACAAAAAUAAA